AUGAAAGACCCUUCACGACUCGCCCGUAUCGCCCACGAGGCUGGAGCCUCGAAAUAUUCCCAUAUUCAACGACUGCGCCCUCUGCAGCCCCUCGAACCAAGACCCCAGUGGGCGUCUCCGGCCGACGCCGCCGCCGCAAGAGAGAUCCUCGUCCAACAACGCACCCAAAACCUGACGUGGAGAGACCCAACAAAGCAGAAACGGCGGUUCCUCCGCACCAAGGCGAAGAACGAGUCUCUCGCUAACCCAGAAAAUUGGUCAUUUUCGCGCGCCGAGCGCUCCGUCGCGCUCGAUGAUUGGAUCAGGCAGCUGGGCUCUGUGGGCGUGGCGCAGGCGCUUCUCGAUUUUGGCGAACCGCUGGAUGUUAACUUGAUCGAGACGGAGUCAAGGGAUAAGGAUUUUUCUGAGCUGGAGGUGCCGCAAGAGAAUGACUGGCUCGAGUAUGUUGCGUGCACUGGCUCUCUCGAACACGUGGUGCUGCUGGCCAGUUACCCAACUCGGCAAUCGGCCAAGGAUAGGGCUUUGUCCGUUGCCCUAAGCGGGCGGCGCAUGUCCGUGGUGAAAGAGCUGCUGCGCUAUGGCGCCAACCCAAACAACGGUCUUUGCGAUGCUUAUUUUCUUCCGGCGGUCGUCGAAGGCGAUCUCGAGCUGGUUGGGCUGUUCUUGUCUGCGCUUAAUCCGCUGACCAACGCCGCUAUUAGCACAGCCUUGGUCAAAGCAGUCGAGACAUGCAAUUCGCAUAUGGUGUCUCUCAUGCUUGCGCAUGGAGCAGAUGCGAGUCACGACGAGGGCAAGGCACUUGAAAGUGCCGUCCUCAAAAACAGAUUUCAAGAUCUCGCCUUGAUCUGCUGGAAAACGCAGCGGCAGCUAUCCUCUGCAGGUUUCAGCAAAGCCAUCAGCACAUCGUGCACGGUUCAAGAUAAAUAUGAGCGAAACUCGACUUUGAACCUCUUGCUAUGCGCUGGUGCAGACCCAAACCAUUCGGCUUUAGAAGACCUCUUGCUUCAAGCCGCCAGAAUAGGGAGCACGUCGACCGUUUCCCUUCUGAUCGCCCACGGGACAUCACCGAACCGAAGAGACGGCGAGCCUCUCCAAGUAGCUGUUCAGAGCCGACGAAUCGACCUUGUCGAAAUUAUUCUUCAGAGCACCAGCGUCUCUUCCAAUAGCACAUCCAAAGCGCUCCAGCAAAUCCCCGAGGAAGCAUCCGACAGUGAAUUUCACGAACUUGCAACUUGUCUCAUAAACAAGGGCGUCACCGAAGAAGCCCUCAAUGUCUGCCUUGCACGCGUCGUCGGUACGCAGAGAUUAAACUUUUUCGUGCCUACGCUGGUGAAGCAGGGGGCCUGUCUGGACUACGACGACGCCGCCAGCGUUCGUUUCGCGUUGCGCGAGCAAAACAUGACUCUGUUAGAAACGCUACUCAUUGCCCCCUGCGCUGCCUAUAAUCUAGCAAAAGCUAUUCCAGACGCAAUGGCAAUACCGUCUGGAUUGGUUAGGCGCAAUACCAUGGACCUGCUUUUACGAAAGGGCGUCUCGGGGCCAGAACUGCAUCGGGCUCUACGCACUGCAGUUGGGGAAGCCGACGGCCGGCGAGUUGAUUACGAGUUGGCCGAGCUUUUGAUUCGAUACAAGGCCUCUGUCGAUUUUGUCGGCUCAAAUGGGAACUGUCUCUAUAUCGCGGCGCAGCGUCGUGACUUGACGGCUAUCGAGCUGUUGUGUCGUGGACAGCCAUCGUCCGAUACCACAUCGGCUGCUCUGUCUUUGGUCUUAACUGGCUCUGGAAGCUCUUCAAGUUUUGAUCAUGCGGAUACGUAUAAGAUUCUCUCUGUCUUGCUACGCCAUGGUGCGUGUGGAGAACCCCUUGCUCAGGCCCUCAUCGACGCCGUUCAGCAGGGCUGCGAUGUCCGCACCAUCGGCCUACUUCUGGAUAAAGGCGCCGAUGUUAAUUACAAGAACGGAAAAGCAGCUGAAUACGCCUUGUCUGCGUCGGAUAUCAUAAGCCUUAAACUUAUCUGCGAGAGUGGGAGACUAGAGCAAGGCCCUCUAGAGAGAUUGGUUCCACAAGCCCUGGAACCUCUGCUGUUUAGCAUCGAUAAGGCAGGUUAUCUGCUUAGGUGCUGCGUAAAGUAUAGCGCUAUUCUCGAUUCGACGCUACUGCUAGAGGUCGCGAGUAUGGGGCGACGACGGGAAGUGAUUCAGCUGUUGCUUGAACUCGGUGCUAGUGUUGACCAUAUGGAAGCUGCUGCUUUGGGACAUGCCGUUACGGAAGGUGAUAUUGAUACGACAAAGAUGCUUCUAUUGAAGAACCCUGCGCGGAAUCAUCUCCCAGCUCUCUUGAAAGUGGCGUCAAAGAUAGAUAGUAGCAAACGCCAAAGGCUCAGCAUGAUGCAGCUCUUCCUGAGUCAUGGUGGCCCUGGGAUUGGACAGGAUGAUGUUCUCGUACAAGAAAUCGAAUUGGUGUCUACUCGAGAGGAUGAUCUGUCCUGUAUCAAGCUUUUGCUUGACAACGGUGCAUCUGUUGACUACCAACAAGGUGCUCCAGUCCAAGCAGCUCUUGAUCGCAACCAAAUACCGAUUUUCGAUCUUUUUAUUUCCCAAAGGCCGGCUAGGGUAUCUUUAGCGAAUGCCUUUUCUUCAGGAAGACGAAACACGGCCUUGACAAUCCAAGAGAGAUGGCAUGUCUUUGACUCUUUAUUUAAAGCCGGCAUGGGAGGCAACAACAGCGACACUGAAUCAGCCUGUUUGGCAUUAAUCGAAGCCGUUGAGCGCGACCCGUCCGAUACAACAAUUCCAACUUUGCUUGUAAAAAACGGGGCUUCAGCGGAGUACGAGCAAGGCCGUGCAUUGCAAUCAGCAGUGUUGAGCGCAUCGGCAGCCUUGGUUGAGCUAUUUCUUUGCCAACAAGAGCAACGGCCAAACAUUAAUCUCAUCAACAGAGCCUUUGGAAGCAUGAUCAGCUCGCGUUCCAUCGAUCUUCCGGGUGGCUUCAAAACAGCUAAGCUGCUCCUGGAACACGGAGUGCAAAAGUCUCUAAUCGACAACGCUAUGGGUAAAGCAUUCUCGACUACAACUGGGUAUACAUCCAAAAAAGAGGUCAGCCUGUUCCUGUCCCACGGAGCUGAUGUGAAUUCCGGGAGUGGCACGUACUUUGUCCACGCAGUUGAGAAGGAAGAUAUGGAGCUCUUCCAUACACUGGUUGCUAGCGGCCAGCCCAAUAUCUCGUUGAUCAUUCCUGCGCUAAUUCAGUCCAUCGCACCGGAGAAAGUACUCGUGCGGUACCUGCGCGUUUUGCUUGCCAGUAAACCGUCGAAUGUACCCAUUGAACCCAGUACGUUGUUCAUGGCUAUUAAACGCUUUCCGCGGGGCGAAGAGCUUGUUCGACUUCUAUUCGAAUACGGAUGUGUAUCAAACUCGACAACAGUAGCUACGAUUAGCCCUGUGGUGGGCUCUGAAAAUAUCAACCUCGUGAUUUGGGCUUUAUUACGUGGAAACCCAAAGGUUAGCGACGAGGUUAUAGUCGCAAUACUGCAGGCUGGGAAUGAAGAUCCGUCAUUUAUGACUCCCAAAACGCGACUAUCUGCCACAAUUCUCGCGGCUCAAAGCCAACGCCAUACGGUUCUGAUCGAAUUGGUCGUUCAAAAAGCAGACGUUUCUUGUCGUGAUCACCAGAACCAAUCCGCACUUUUCUAUGCUGGUCGCAACGGGGACCGAGAGUCGGUGAAAAUAUUGAUCCAUGCUGGUGCACGACCCGACGACGGAAGUCUGCAUGAGGCUGCGCGAGAGGUCCAUCCCAAGGUUGUCUCUUUAUUGCUGUCAGCAGACCACGACGCGAGCUUUCCCUCGUUGCUGCACUCGGACGAAGCCUGCUUCGGACGUACUGCUCUGGAGGAACUGUGCCUGAAAGCGUAUCGUACCAGUGACGAUAAUGGAAACUGGAAUACUAGGAUCCGUGAGAUCAUCGGGAUGCUACUACCUCGUUCCUACCAGGGCACGGAAAUGAAGAAGAAUGGCAACAAAAAGUCUAUCCUUCACGUUGCACUUGACAACGCCUACCCCUUUGAUGUAACCGAAGCUCUUUUGGAGUUUCCACAGAUUUGGAAAUUCAUUAACGAGCCGAUUCACCAGUUUGAAUCUCCAGAUGGAUUGGUCUACUCACCGACCAAAUAUGUGGAACACUUCUACCGCGGGCCGCAAAACGUUACGAAAGAACUCAUUCGGCUUCUUCGAGGCAAAAGAUGUCAAGACGUUUACUAUUCCACUCGGCCAGACAACCAGCCAGACGAUGCGGUUGGAAUGCCCGAGGAAAUUGCCAAGGAAAUCGCAAACAAGAAACGCAUGGAGCGCGAGCAACAAUAUGAAAUGGAGCGAGUCAACGCGCUCGCGGCACAUCAGCGAGAAGUCCGGAUGCAGGACCAUCACCUAGAUCUACGCAUGUCAGACGAGCGGCAUGAAAAGACGAUGAAACAGGCGCAAGACCGCGAGACCUGGGAGCAGCGAGUGCUGCAAGACAAGCACAAUUUGGUCAUUAUACACGAGCAGAGCCUCGGUCGACAGCGCCGUAACGAGUCACAGGAAGACAGCCAUCUCCGGCUCCGGCUGUUAAGUGACGAGUCUAUCCAUAAACAGUCGCUUCUCGAAGUGGAGAGAAAUGGCGAGAUACAGUACAAAGGCAGAUUGAUGAUCCAAGAACGAGACGCCGAGCAGGCCAAAAUGGAGAUACAGAGGAAACUGAUGUGGGAGCGCGACCAGAUAGACGAAAAGCAACAUGGACGACAGCUACAGUGGAUAGAACGCCAGGAUCUGAGCGUCAAGAACAGAGCUACCGAAAUGAAGGCCAUCGCCGAGGCUGCUAGGACCGCAAACAUGCCACCGACUAUGUUACAACUUGUUCUUUCAAAACUCGUAACUGAGAAUAUGGCUUCAACCAAAGAUUUCAAGCUAAACGCUAGCCAGUUGGAAUAUAUCUUCAAUCAUGUGUUUUUACCCCCAAAUGUCCCACAAAAUGACGACUAUCAAGACAGCAAUGAGAAAGUCUUGCUCAGAGUGGUUGGAUAUGCGAUAAACAAAUUCAAAAACCACGUAUCUCACGAUAUGGCUCUGGUGAUUGAACAGGUUGGUAGCAUGAUCGACCGCCUCAGUAUGUUGCUCGAUCGUGACGGCAUCACCGAUGGAAAGCGGCUACAAGACGCCCUUGCAAAUUUAGGCACUGAAGGUGGUUUCCUUCUCCUCCACAUACGAGCCCAAAACUGCGGGAUUCUUAUGAGCAGAGUUGAAGACUCCAUCGACAUAGAAGCGUUUGAAGUAUCGCCUCUCAACUCCAACGUUAUCAGCACUUUAGGGCGAUUGCGGAGAACGUUUCCAGGUCCAGCACUUUCAAUGAGCGUCGAAAAGUUCAAAAACAACGAUUUUCAAGUGGCCGUAGCCGAGACACUGGCGAAGAUGAGCCACCAAACAGCGCCCAAGACAAAGCCACAGGUACGAAAGAAAGGCAUGCUGCAGGAUGAGGGACGGGACACAACACAUCCAAAACUCGUGACUGAGCUCUUUUUCAACUUUCUGAGACCACAGUGCACUGAAAAUAAGCCCUUCACUAUCGUAAAGAACACCCGCGAGGAAGUGAUGUGGCUUGACUGCAAACAACCUUGGCACCGGUCAUCUCUUUGGCUCCUCGUCCGCGUUGGAACGCAGCUAGCUCUUUCAAGAAGCUCCAAAGAGUCGAGUAUGCCCAAUGAAUCAUACAAGGUUUUCAUGGUGUUUUUCUUAACCACUAUCCUUGACUUGUCGUGUCAGGCUGGUGGCCCUUGCGAAAUGAUCUAUGCCAUGCAAGCCAAAAUUUGUCGGCGAUUACUGAAGCUUGACAGCUUGGGAAAAUCUGUGAAGCUAGAUUAUAUCGAGCAUAUCUUACAGAAGUCCUCGGCUUAUCUUCAGUCCAAGUGGGACUCGAUCAUCUCUGAUAGCGAGCCUAAAAUUUCCCUCCAUUUAGGCGAGAGCAACCUGACUCUUGAUACGAUGCAUAAUCUACCGGAAGUAGAUGACUUCAUUCAAGAGCUGUCUCAACUAAAAUCGAAUCAAACCACCAAAGGUCUAUUCUCACCACCGUCAAAACUCGCCAAAUUCUAUGAAAGUCAUAUUCCCUCACUUGACGGGAUAGCCGAAGAUGACUACAUAGUAUACAACCUGAAAGCAUUUGAGUCAUGGGUUGAGAAAAGUCUUAACGUAUGGGUUUCAAAUAAUAUGAAUGAGCAGACCGCAUGUGGAAAACUCAGCAAACUGAUGCGCCGCUACCAUAAACUUGCAGCACUCCUAUACGCAGAGAACCCUGAGGCCACAUCUGAGAUGUUGCUGAUCAUCACAGAGCUCUGGAUAGCCUGCGAUAGGUGCACAAUUUCUAUUGAUGACACUAUCAGACAGUACGACGUUGGUGUUCCAGAUAAACUUUUCCAAUGUUUUAUCCUUCGCUCUAGGCCACAGAUGCAGAGACUGUACGAGGCUGAGAACUAUAUACGAUCUCGUCGAGAUGAAGCCUACCAUAAACCUUCAGAAACUUUUCAAGGUUUUGGAAGUUCCAAUUGCUAUUCCGUGAAAUAUUUCAACCGGUCAGAUGAGCUUCAAAACCUCAAGAGGGACAUCGAAGCCCAUGCCGAACAAAAAAAGACUCUGAAAAUCCAAGAGCUCCAUGAAAAGAAAGAACUGUACAAGAAAUUGAUGGGAGAGCAUAAAGCUAGCUAUCAUGAUCAGGAAGAGGUAGUCGUGGACUACUAUCAAGAUAUUCGUGAAAAUAGAUGCAAGAGCUACUGCCGUAAAUGCGUUUGUCUACAACGGGCAGUGUCUAUGAAAAUCGACAUCCACGAAUGGCCCCUUCCAGCGGAGGACAUGGAAGCCAAAUCUGUCGUGUUCGAGCUCAGAGUUCCGCAGUGGUAUGGCUAUUGGCGCGACACCGCCAUGUAUCUACUGUAUGAUGUAUACGGGAUGAAUUACCAGACAGAGAGCAAGCCACGGGCCAUAUAUAAGCCUUCUACCUACCUGGGUCUCCAGAAGUACUUUAAGGCAUACUGUCCGGAUCCGCGGUUCAGUCUCUUAUCAGAGAUUAAGCCUCAUACAAACACUCAUCGGAAGCAAAUGCCUAUUGUUGAUGUGGUGACAGAGUCUGAAAUUUGUUUACUAAAUGCGUUACACUAUCGCUGCUUUGAUAAUGGUCGUGGCAUCUUUAUCAGUGAAUUCCAUAUCGAGGCCGAUCACAUACCUCCUUCUUGCAUUUAUAUAUUGCCGCAAAAGUCAUCUGCGCUGCAGCAAUACCUUCAGCGUCCGGAAUCUGAUCCUAAUGGUCCACCGCCAAACAAGAUCAUCGCCCACCAGUGUGACUGCCCACAGGAUAUGCAACUGGAGGAAUACAAAGCUUUGGCUCAACUUCCCUUGGGAGUUCGUAUUCAGUGGCAAAAUAUCCUUGUUCAACUUGCCAUGCCAGCGGUAAACUUCAAGAAAUGCGAAACGACGUUGUUCAUAUUGCAAGCUAUCUACCAGGCUGGCCCAAGGACUGGAAAUACAUGUAUUCUUCGAGAAGGACACCAAGUAAUUGAUGACGAGAAUUUCACAUGGACGCUUUUGAGAAGGAUUCAGGACAUGAUUAUAUCCAUACAAGAGAACUGGGAAGGAUACCAGGCCUUGAACACCCUGACUUCUCUAACUGUGCGGGUUGUUAGUUUGAAUUCAAACGUAGAAAUUCAGGGAGAAGGAUUGAGAAUUCUGCAAAGACUGAGGUCUGUUGCUUGCUCAUGGAUUGAAAUUCUCAAAGAAAAGGUCCAAGAAUCAACAAGUGACCAACGCAGAAAAGAGCUAUCAGAGAAAAGUGUGCUUCUCUCGUUGAUUUGUGCCUCUUCAUUCAGUGUUGAUCAGGACCACUUACAAUCCAUACUAUCCAACUCCGAAGGCCUAUCUACCUUGAUCCAAAGUUCAAUUACCAUCGAAGAGGGCCGCAAUUGCAUCACCUCCUCGCUGGAUCCAUUGGCACCGGUUCUGCAUCUUAGUUGGAAGCAGCUGUUGUUCCGUGCCAGUUUGAUUAUUAUUGAAAAUAUCAACGGCGUCACCUCAUUGGCCCUGAACCAUGCCAUACGACGGUCGUGGUCGGCUUAUAACCAAGAUACCGACUGGAAAAAAGCCUCAAAAGAGGAAAAUGACUGGAUUUUUACAAUGACGACCAGUCGGGGCGGGGUGAAUGCGUUGCCCGUGCAUUACAACAUUCUUACCGGAGAGCUCCUAGUCGAUGGCGACCGUUUGUCGAGCCUGCCUCCAAAGUACGAGCAACAUUCGACUUACGGGAUUUUGUUUGGACGCUCCUCCUUGGAAAUCAUGCCAAGCGGAAUCUCGGGAAUGAGAUAUUCGACAAAAAAGGCAUAUGCAGGACAUACUGUGCACUUUGGUAUCUCCGGUGAAAACACUGUUGAAUGUGACCUAAGGAUCAGGGCUGUCAAUCCAGACCAGACUUUGGAACUAGUACCAUCAAGGCUAUUAUGUAACAAGUUACCAUCUGCAUUUAUCGAAAGCUUCGUCCAUUGGUAUGAUAGUGCAACUCGACAGAUUGAAUUCCGUCCAAUCAAUAAUGCCUGGCGGCCGUCCUCCGAAGCAUGGAUCUUAGCACGAAACGCCCACGGCCAAAGUUGGCAACUUACCAGAGGUGAAUCGUCCUUGAUGAAUAUGGAAAGUCUAAAAGUUCUUAAAAUAUCAAAAAUUCUCGCUCCACUGGAACUUCCUCAUCGGCUGCAUGUGUCACUGAAAUCAUUAACAUCAACAAUCGAGAUUGACAUUCCUUGCCUUGAUCUUGGUUUUCAGAUUGAGCGAGGCAGUCAGGAAAUUCGGUCUCGAGAGUUUCGCGGAUUUCUAAUUGAUGAAGACCAGUCUCUUGGCUCUCUGAUAAAUUUCAAGAAUAAACUUGUUCUUACCCACGAAAAACAGGAAUCCCAAUUAGCUCUCCUCUUGGGAGGACCACUUCGGACUCAGAAGAGUGGCGACCAUGUAACUGUUCAAGUCGAUCAAAAGGUCACGGCGAGAGCAUACGCAUUUCAAAUUGACCCUUGGCUAGGCCGAUUGGUUGAUAGCGGAAAUUUGCAAAGCAAGCUUUUUCUCUGCUUAGUCCACGCAUUAACUUCGUUCUGUUUACCAGAUCCUCUAACGAAAAAGACCGGCACUGAACAAGCCAUCUCAAUCUUGAAUUCCGCAUCAUUAAACUCGUUUGAUUCUUUGUCCGAGGAGAAUCUUUGCACACUUCACGAAAUCGCCCACCUCGCCCCAGGGCGUCGGUACUAUCCUGAAAAUGAGAAAGAAAUGCAAACAGUGAUAUGGAGGCCGGAGCUUGGGUUUUUAGCUCAGGAUGGGGCGUUCUUCAAAACAGUACAAUGUCUAAUCAACGACAAAGUUCGGCAAAAGUUCCUCUGGCCUGAGAGUUGUCAGAAACUGCCUAAAUUUGAUUUUGUGCAAAGCGAGCUUUUAACAAGGGAUCUUAUACGCUCAUCCUCGUUUCGUGUGUCUGGAUUCGGUGCAGAGCUUCACACAACAUCUCAUGAUAGAUAUUAUCAUGGCCGUGACCGAGACCAGGCAUCUGAACCUGGCUGGCGAGUCUUUGUGACAGCAGAUCUCAUUUACCACGAAAGGCAGGAGAUAUACCACGCUUUGCAAGGAAACAUGACAUCUCACAUGUGGGAUUUUUUCUCCAAAACGCCAACUAUACAUGGUUUGGAUGGAUCAUUCCCCGAGUUUGAAUUUGAAUAUGACUCACAGUUGCUUAUUGACCCGUACCUGGCGAUUCGUAGUCAUUGGCUUAGUCUCCAUGGCAUCCUUCGCAACAAACCACCAGUCGAUAAAUUCCGUUUCACGCUAUGGUUAUCGGCUUUGUCAUUCGGGGAGCAAAAGGAACAAAAUAACAUGCUCGCCAUUCAAACACUGAUCCUAUUUUAUAUCUCACAGAAGAUGACGAAUAUUCAGUUUCCCUCUUCUCCAACAUACGAUCUUUCCCAAGGGUACGAAUAUAAAACGGGGAUCAUCAAAUCAAUUAUUGAAUACUCGUGUUAUCAAAUAUAUUAUUCCCCUGAAGGAAACAUGACCAAACGUGUGGAUGAGUCAAACAACUCAUUUAAAGUAAGACAAAAUAGGCUUUUCAGAGAUAAUAAAUCAUACGCAGUCAGCUUCUUGGCCUCUCUACUGCGGGAUAUGUGGCCCACCAGAACACCAUCAAUUGACGGAAACCCGGAAUGUGUUACUAACUACAUCGCUGUGGGAGCUGCUAUGGAGUCCGUCAGCACAAAAUUCCGGGUUUGGCUUGACAAUCUAUCAUUCUACCAGUACUUAGAUGAGAUUAUGCAAGUACUUGCUUGCUGUCCUCGGUACACACCUGCAUUGCCUUGGAAUUCACGCGGUGAUUCUUCCAGUCUUCAGCAACGGAAUGGAGGCUACAUCACAAUGACUGAUAUUCUCAGCCUGCCCGCGCCAGAAUUGCCCAAUGUUAUGGAAAACGUGCCAAACCCAAUUCCCAAGGAAGCCUCAUCUCAUUCAUCCACGGAAUCCCUGAAUCGUUUAAUCAAGAAUCUGGCUCACGGAGCAGAAUCUCGUUAUGAAAAAAGCUAUAUUAACUAUCUCCAAAAGAGUCUCGAAAUGCUGCAGAACAAGUCUACGAAUGAGACCUUGUGGUUAAAGGAACAGGGCUUAUUCCAAACUUUACAACAGAAUUUAGUCUUUCACCGGGAGCAUGUUGCAACCUGUUUCGAAUUAAUUCUGUCCGCAGUGGCUCAAGAAUUUGGGGGUAGCAAUUCUCGCAAGAAAUGGAUGCAAAUCAUCAUGCAUGCCGGCCAUGGUCCCCGGCUAUCCCCUAGUCUUAUCUUGGAACAACUUAGCAAACGACUGUGGUAUUCAUUGCCACCACCUUGGAAAAAGACGGUUGUAGAAUAUGGCUUAGCCCUAUCUGCUAUGCAGCGUGCAGGAAAAAUGUUUGAGUGCAAGGAGUCUCAAAGGGAACUUAUUAAAGAGAUCCAAAACGGGGGACACGAAAACUGGGAUCCUCACAAGUACCCUGACUCGUUGCUUUUAGAAGUCGAGAGCGACAUUCGAAUCCGCAAAGUCCAGGAAGAAAUUGCAUGUGAGAUGAGGCACCGACCAGCCAGAGAAAAUGUGGUGAUGCAACUGAACAUGGGCGAAGGAAAGUCGUCCGUUAUUGUACCUAUUGUGGCUGCUGCCUUGGCCGAUGGCUCUCGGCUGGUGCGAGUUAUUGUUUCUAAGCCCCAGUCGAAGCAGAUGUUUGAGAUGCUGCUCCUCAAGCUGAGUGGGAUGCUGGGACGGCGCAUUUAUCGUUUGCCAUUUUCACGAGCACUAAAGAUCAGCAGUGAAGAAGCAGAAUUUAUCCUCAAAAUGUGUCAAGAAUGCAUGAGAACUAAUGGAGUUCUUUUGGUGCAGCCCGAACAAAUCCUGUCACUGAAGUUGAUGUGUUUGGAAUGCCUCAUUACUGGAAAGACUGAUGUUGCGAAAUCGCUGCUAAAGACACAGAGAUUAUUUGAUCAAUAUGCACGAGAUAUUGUGGACGAAAGCGACGAAAAUUUCAGCGUGAAAUUUGAGUUGAUAUAUACAAUGGGUGAUCAAAAGCCUAUACAGCUCAGCCCAGAGAGGUGGACGGUAGUUCAUAAAAUCCUUGAUAUGGUCCGAAAAGAGUCACCCGAAGUGAAACGAGUCUUCCCCCUAGUAGAGAUUGGAAGUUGUCCCGAUGGAGGUUUUCCUAGGACCCGUAUCGCACAUACCGAUGCGCAGCAGGAACUGGUAUUUCGCAUUGCGAGAACAAUCUGUCAGCAAGGUGUAGUGGGCUUGCCUAUUGCGAGGCAAGGGAAAACUGUCAGAGACUCAAUCUACACGUAUAUUACGAAAUGGGAACUUGACGACCAAGAAAUCGAAGCAGUCGAAAACGAAUCCCUUGGCUUUUGGGGGGAAUCGACACGAGAUAUCCUGCUUCUUCUACGUGGUAUUCUUGCUGGUGGAGUCUUAUCUUUUACCCUUGGCUCAAAACGAUGGCGAGUGAACUACGGUCCAAACAAAUCUAGGAUUCCUCCCACAAAACUUGCUGUUCCUUAUCGUGCCAAAGAUAAUCCUACAGCCCGUUCAGAAUUCAGCCAUCCAGAUGUUGUUAUGGUAUUCACGUCCCUGAGUUACUAUUAUUCCGGCCUAGACGAUGAUGAUUUGUUUGAGACUUUCCAACAUCUUUUGAAAGGAGAUCAAUCAGAUGCCGAAUACCAGAUUUGGGUCAAAGACGCAGAUCGAUUGCCGGAAGCUUUUCGACAGUUAGUCGGAGUCAACCUCCAAGACCGAUACUUGUGUGUUGAAAAGUUGUUCCCUCCCUUCCGCUUCGCGAAGAGCGUAAUCGAUUACUUUCUAUCCCAUCUAGUGUUUUCAAAAGAAAUGAGAGAGUUCCCACAUAAGUUAUCAGCCUCUGGGUGGGAUAUUGGGCAGCUCACAGGUCAGCCAACCACCGGAUUCAGCGGAACCAACGACUCACGGCAGCAUUUACCUAUUGAUGUAAAGCAAUUGGACUUGGAGGAGCAAACACAUACCAAUGCACUGGUUUUGAACUACCUAUUGCAACCGGAGAAUGACGUUGUCGAAGUUCAGCUCGCAGGCGGGAAUGAGACUUCAAAUGCCGAAACCUUCCUUACCUUGGUAAUGAAACUCUCUCCUCCCGUGCAAGUGAUUCUCGAUGUUGGUGCGCAAGUACUAGAACUUAGCAACGUGGAUGUUGCAAGGGAAUGGUUAAAUCGGUCUUCUAGCCAGACCGUACCACCGCAGGGGGUAGUCUUUUUCGACGAUGACGAUAACCUUUAUGUUGUUGACCGGAAGGGACAAGUCGAGCUUCUCCAGACCUCACCCUUGGGCAAACAUCUAGAUGUCUGCUACAUAUUUCUAGAUGAAGCACAUACUCGAGGUACAGACUUAAGACUACCGGAUUUUUAUCGUGCAGCCGUGACCUUAGGUGCAGGAAUCACGAAAGACCGCUUGGUGCAAGCAUGUAUGAGAAUGAGAAAGCUUGGAAACGGCCAAUCGGUCGUGUUUUGCGUUCCUGAAGAUAUCCAACACCAGAUUCGAGAACGAACAAAUGAAACUAGUCUGCAGAAGAUAACCCUCUCCGACGUACUCACUUGGGCGAUACACGGAACAUGGGACGACGCCAAAAAGAGUAUGCCGUUGUGGGCCACACAGGGCGAGCGAUUUGUGCGCCAAAAGAGACUAUGGGAUAAUUUGUGCACAGAGAACGACGAUGCUGCAGUAUCCUCCGAGCAAGCUCGAAAGUUCCUCGAAGACGAGGCUCAGUCUCUGGAGCAGAGAUACCGACCUGGCUGGAAGAAGAGCUCUCCAUAUUUAUCCUUUGAAGUACGGGGUGAUGCCUAUUCUGAAAUUUUGGCGCGGUGCAAUGAAUUUGACAAUAUUUCUCAUCGUACGGCAAAGAUGAAUGAAGAACAAGAGCGCGAACUAUCACCAGAAAUUCAACAUGAGAGACAGGUGCAAAGACCACCCAAGGAAACGCCAGAAAAACACUGUAUCCACCCCGACUUAAAGGCAUUCAUUUCUACGGGGAAACUGUUGAGGGAUUCCUCUGCUUUCCGACCUGCUUUUCAAUCUCUAAGAGAAACCAGCGCAGCACAUCAUUUAGACGUUGCCGAGUUUCCCUUUGACUUGCUUGUGACAACCGAUUUCUGCAGAACUGUUAGGCCUCAAGAUACAUGGUCAUUUGUCUCAGAUGCCUACCAAAGAUCAGUUCAAUGGAUUCUAACGGGCCGAGACCGAUGCACCCAAAACGACACAGUUAAUGUCACUAGCCAAAUGGUAAUUAUAAGUCCUUUUGAGGCCCAGGAGCUAUAUGGACUCAUCGAGGAUUCAAAGUAUGUUACGAUGCAUCUCUACGGGCCACGCUCCAAUUUGGGAAAACCGGCACUAGACAAAUUGGAACUCUACAAUAUUUCCAAGGUAGGAUGCAACGGUUUGGAUAUCCCUCUGACACUUACCAUUCAACUCAAUUUGUUUGCGGGUCAAUUGUAUUUUGGAUGUUUUGAGGAAUAUGUCCGUGCUUGUGAACUUCUUGGUAUCGCUUCCGAGCCACGCGAAGACGUGAGGGUUGGUUCCGAUGGUUUUAUUUUCAGCGAUAAGCAAACAUCAACCUUCCAUAAUAGCCCAGUCAAAUUCCUCAAAGUGCUCAUGUCUAAGAUUCGGAGAAACGGCGAGGGGAUCGACAGAACGCAUAUGGGGCAGCUAUGCAACGGUAUGUUUCUAGAGGCCUCGGAUUUCAUUUCGUCUCUAGAAAUUUCUCCCGAAACUGACCAGUCGUUGGUUUUACGUUCUAAGUCAACCCGGUUAUAG
This is a messenger RNA of Talaromyces rugulosus, 14376 nucleotides long. RefSeq lists its product as uncharacterized. The transcript is spliced from 5 exons. Lineage: Eukaryota; Fungi; Ascomycota; Eurotiomycetes; Eurotiales; Trichocomaceae. The coding region runs from base 1 to 14376 and encodes 4791 amino acids. The record is from RefSeq and is a predicted model, not a curated record. Gene Ontology annotation, molecular function: protein binding.